AUGUUUAAAGCAGAUUUCGAAAAGGCGUAUGAUUCGGUGGAUUGGAAGUUUCUAGAUGUUACAAUUGAAAGAAUUGGGUUCGAUAUGAAAAGAGGCUUGAGGCAAUGGGAUCAUAUAUCUCCCUUCCUCUUUGUGUUGGUAGCAGAAGGUCUUAAUGUGAUGAUGGUUAAAAGCAUACAGAUGAAUCUUUUUGAUGAGUAUGAGGUUGGCAAAGAAGGGGUGAAGGUGUCACCUAUUCAAUAUGUCGACAACACUAUAAUAGUGUGA
Vicia faba (fava bean) is the source of this 267-nucleotide messenger RNA. The record is from the annotation of a GenBank genome assembly. NCBI's taxonomy places the organism in Eukaryota, Viridiplantae, Streptophyta, Magnoliopsida, Fabales, Fabaceae.